AUGGGGACCCUGGGUGCCUGUCUUCGCCUGCGCUCUCCACCCGCCUAUUCGAUGGAACAGCCGGAAAUUACAGUGCCACUCGAUUCAAUCAGGGCCCCAUCGGGCAUGAAGAGGGCCACAAGUGAAAAUUCCGGUGGUAGCACAGGCGAGAGCAGCGGCCAUAACACGCCCGAGAACGACGAGCAGCCGUUUCCGCCACAUAAGCGCCUGCUUUCGGGAGCCGACGACAAAGGAGAAAGCGACACCGAAGAACUUAGGCAAAGAAUGAACGGUUGCGCGCGUGAACCGAUUGAUCUCGAAAAAGAGGAGAAGAUCGCGAUUCUGGACUUUGGUGCUCAAUAUGGAAAGGUCAUUGAUCGUCGUGUUCGUGAGAACAAGGUGCUUUCGGAGAUGUUCCCCCUUUCGACGAGUGCCAAGGAAAUCCUCGGCAAGGGACAUUUCAAAGGGAUCAUCAUCUCCGGCGGCCCCAACUCUGUCUAUGCCGCUACAGCAGCUUCGAUUGACCCCGAAAUCUUCACCUGUGGUUUGCCGGUGCUGGGAAUCUGCUACGGCUUCCAGUUGCUCAACAAGUGGGCGGGUGGCGGAGUUGGCCGAGAAAAAGUGCGCGAAGAUGGGCAAACAAUAAUUCAAGUCGAUCCAGAAUGUACGCUUUUCAAGGGACUACAACCGCUGGAAACAGUCCUUUUAACCCAUGGCGAUUCUGUCAAUGAAUCUACUGUGGCGGCCGGGUUCAAGGUUGUCGCGAAAAGCGGACAGCAUGUUGCCGGGCUUGCCGAUGAGGGUCGCAAACUCUAUGGAGUACAAUUUCACCCUGAAGUCGAUCUCACAUUGCAUGGGCACGAAAUGUUCAAAAACUUCCUCUACGAAAUUUGUAAAUGUCAUGGCGGAUAUACGAUGCAAAAUCGUGAAGAGAUGUGCAUCAGCGAGAUAAAGCAAACUGUUGGAGCAGUGGACAAAGUUUUGGUCCUCGUCUCCGGUGGCGUAGACUCGGCAGUUUGCGCAGCCCUCCUUCACAAAGCGCUGGGAAAGGACAGAGUCACGGCCAUUCACAUCGACAACGGCUUCAUGCGCUAUAACGAGUCCGAUAAUGUCAUUGCCAGCCUAAAUGCGUUGAACUUGAAUGUUUACAGGUACAACUGCUGGCCAGAGUUCUAUUCCGGAACGAUCAACAAUGACCACGACAAGCGCGCGAUCAAGUUGGACCAGACUAUCGACCCGGAGAUCAAGCGGCAAAUCAUCGGGAAUACUUUUAUUCGAGUGAAGGACAGGAUUAUGAAGGAUCUGAAGCUGAAGCCAGAAGAAUACUUCCUGGCCCAAGGGACUCUUCGACCGGAUCUCAUUGAAAGCGCCUCUGCCUUGGCCAGCGGGCACGCUGACGCCAUCAAGACACAUCACAACGACACAGCACUGGUUCGAGAGCUGCGGAAAACGGGCAGGGUCAUUGAGCCUUUGAAAGACUUUCACAAGGAUGAGGUCCGCGAACUCGGCAAGGAUCUAGGACUCCCCGAAGCAAUCGUUCAUCGGCAACCCUUCCCCGGUCCCGGCUUGGCGAUUCGAAUAAUUUGCGCCGAGAAUCCUUACAAAUGCGACGACUUCCUCGAAACGCAAGCAAAUUUGCAAAUCCUGGCUAAUAUCGCUAAAGAAUGCAAGACUGAAGAGGAUAUCAAGAGACGGUUUGCCCUCACUACCCUUCUAGCGGGAUGGAUGGACCUUUCUACUCUCGUUGGCCCUGUGGAUCCCAUCCACACUACGCUACUCCCGGUGCGAACGGUCGGUGUACAGGGCGACAGUCGUUCAUACUCGUACGUUGCCGCUCUCUCAUGCAAGACACAACCCAUUCCCUGGCUGUUCUUCGAAAAGCUGGCAGCCCUGAUCCCGAAGGUGCUCCAUAACAUCAAUAGGGUAGUCUACGUUUUCGGCAACCCAAUUCGACAUGACAUCGAGAAGAUUACGGUCACCCACCUGACUCGCCAAAAUGUCCUGAAACUGCAGAUGGCAGAUAAACUGGCUAACGAGUGCCUUUUUGGUAGCUCUGGAAAUGCUUCAUUAGCACUGAGCGAUGUCUCGAGGAAAAUCCAGCAGAUGCCCGUGGUGAUGCUGCCCAUUCACUUUGAUCGAGACCCCUUGGUGCAGCCGACUUCAUAUCAGCAUUCAUUCUGCUUGCGCCCAUUCAUCACCGCGGACUUCAUGACGGGUCGAGCCGCGUUGCCGGGGCGAGACAUUCCCGAAGAGAAUGUGCUGAUGAUGGAGAAGCGGAUCCUCUCAGGCGUUCCAUCAACUUCUCGCAGCAAGCAGGCAAUGUCAAGCAAAUGCCCGCUGUGCCGUCAAAGCUGCUCAGCAAGCGGAGUGCGCAAGGUAUUCUUGGAAGUGAGCUCGGACGACACGCAGCAAUUCCCCGACAGCCCAGCCAGCUCCAACGCACGACUGACGGCCAAGCUGGAAAAAGUUGAAGAGGAGUUGGCCGAACAAAAACGAAAAGAUUCCGAGAUCCGCUUCGAAUACGACAAAUUAAGGAAGGAACGGACGGCCCUAAAUGUCCAGCAUCGGCGAGAUGCCCUUCAAAUCGACCAGCUGAACAGCCGUGUGCUGCGCUCCAAACAAGAAACCGAGGAACUGAGAUCGAUGAUCAUCGAUCUGAAACAUGAUAAUAAGGAGCUGGCCGAGACGCGUCAAUUGUUGCAGGCCUCGGAAUUUUACAAGAAACUGGCUAGCGGGCGAAACCCGGCCGAUGUUAUCAAGGCGCAGAUGCCAAACGACAAAAACGGAGUGGUCAUGGAGAUGAUUAUCAACAACUACAACGCUGAGAAAACCGAGCGUAAACGGGCGGUUGACGCUUUGGAGGCCACGAAGCGGGAGCUCACAGAGACCGUCGCAAAGAAGCGGCAGCUUGAAGAGCUUGUCCGACAACUCCGGGCUGAACUCAAGGAUGCUGGAGUCUCAUCGCCGGCAAAUCCCCAACUGAGAAAAGUGUUGGAACGAAGCCCACAACGCCGUGAUUCAUUGGAAUUUGUGGCUGGCCCUCCUACGGAUGCCGUCAUCAACUCCAUCAUGCGAAACCGGAAACCCAUCGGCACUUUUGCUCCGGCCCGCAAACGGCUCAACAUUUUCGAUGAGCUCUCUUCUACUCCAAGCACGUCUAAAAAAGCGAAAGCCGGCUCGUCCCAGGAUUUAUUCGGGAAUGACGAUGAGAAUGUGUACGUUCCGCUGCAGGUCCGCCAGCGGGUCCAGGAACAAAACAAGACAACAAAAGAAGCCGUCAAGGUUCCGUCGAACGGCCUCGGCGGGAUCUUCAGGCCCGCAGAGCGUGUGCUCAACCGACUAGCACAACGUGAUGAUUCGGACUCGCCAGUGAUCCGCCGCGCACCGACACUGCUGCACAAAAAUACUCGAAACGUUGUUGCCGCAUCUUCUGCUCAAUCAAUCAUGAAGCCGCGCCCAAUGAAGGAACUCUCUCGACUGGGAAACGACACCAUCGUCCUUGAAGAUGAU
Molecule: messenger RNA, 3489 nt
Organism: Mesorhabditis spiculigera
Lineage: Eukaryota; Metazoa; Nematoda; Chromadorea; Rhabditida; Rhabditidae
Source: the annotation of a GenBank genome assembly